Molecule: messenger RNA, 2230 nt
Organism: Harpia harpyja (harpy eagle)
Lineage: Eukaryota; Metazoa; Chordata; Aves; Accipitriformes; Accipitridae
Product: calcium homeostasis modulator protein 6-like
Molecular function (GO): monoatomic cation channel activity
Source: RefSeq, a predicted model, not a curated record
GCACCCCAGGUAAGUGGUUGUGGCAGAGAAAAUGACAGUGACCACCAGCUCUCCGGCUGGCUGCACAUCUGGCUGUCACCAAGCACGUAACAACAGCAAACUACCGCACUGCCUACAUUGCCUCAGAGAGCUUCAGCUACAUGGCUACGAGCAAGCAAUGAAGCUUCAGCUUCCUUAAUUCUGAAUGCCAGUUCACCUCAUCUAGAUUUAGAAGAGACAAACCUUAGCUAGGAGCCUGGUCGAGCUCCCUCAGGGAAUGAAUAAAACCUAUGGACUCUGGGAGCAAAUGUUUUCAUAGGCAGCUCAGUCUUCCAAGCCCAGGAAUCCCUUCCAGAUAUUUUUCUUCAUUAUGCAAGCCUUUUCCAUCAUUUUUCCACGUCAUGCCAUCUGCUUAGUUUCUGCUCGUUUAGGGGUGGAUUUUUUUCUGGGCUACAAAGCUGCCACUACGUGCUACAGAGGAGGGAGUCCAAAGUCUAGUUCCUGGCAAAUGGUACUCUGGUAGCUGGAGCUUCAGUGGAAACCACUUACUGGGUCAUUGCUAUGUGUGCACUGGCUAAUUUGCUCUAACUAUAACUAAUUUUAAAAGAUUAGUUGAUUAGCUUGAAUAAUUAACAUCUUUGUAGCUGAAUUGUCUGCCAGAAGAGAACAAGCCAUAUUGUGUUGCUCAUAGUAAGGCAGGAUAAAAAAAUGUACACAGUUCUGGGUGGUCUUCUCACAUUUUAUUCACACUUUGAACCUGCUGCCUCACUGAGAAGCUUCACUGAAAAGAUUAUGAGGUUUAAGGCGUUGCUAGUUACAAUGCAUGUGUGGACAAAUACAAACUAUUUUUAUAGAAACAAAGAUCUUUGCUGUUUUGACGUUGAUUACUGGGGUGGGUUUCCACUGUGGUCUCCACUUGACCUUGACACGGUGCAGUGAGCCGGUGCUUGCUGUCUCCUCUGAGAGCUGCUUCUGUGCCUCAGUGCAUCACCACCACCGCUAGAAGGUGAAAGCUCUGCAAGCUUCUCUAAGCUGUGGGAGCUUCAGGAUACUUGUCUUUUUUCCUUUUCUGACUAAGAUUUCACUCUCCUCAAAGUAAGGGGAGGCAGAAAAUGGGCAAGUUACGCGGGGCACUGGAGUUCUGCCUCCGCCACCAGACCGUUCUGGGUCACAGCAUUGUGUCCCUGCUGACGGCUGCCAGCGAGCACACCUUCUCCUUUGUGGUGUUCAAGCAUCCCGGCAAUCCUGGGAACAUGCUGUACGGCUCCGUCUCCCUCACGGUGCCUGCCUUCGUCCUCUUUCUGCUUGGCUGAAACAUGGUGAACGCCAGGACGUGGUGCCUGGGGACAGGCAGCUGCCCUCCGAAGACGCUGAGCUGCAGCCCCUGGGGAACCUGCUCCCACUACUGCCUCGUGCUGCUGUCGGUGACAGCCAGGGCUUUGGUGGACCCAGGCUUCACCUGGACCACGGUAGCCCUGCUCAGAGCCAGCUUCUACAAGUGCACGGCCAGUGGGAACAGCCUGAUAAUGAACCUCGACUGUAAAGAUAAAGGAUGAGAGUGCCACAAGCUGCUGCUCAAAACACCCUGCAAUGAGAAGUUAUUGGAGGAGAUAGCAGGCGAAUUCCUCAGCCUUCAGGCACAGUCCCAGCUGAUAGGACGGCUCCUGAUAGUCAGCAUCAUGACUGUGGCACUGAUUGUAACACGUGUCAUCCACUGUCACUCCCCGGUUAGCUAUCUUCAACUCAAGUUCUGGAAAAUUUGCUCGAAAAAGGAAUGGGAGCUCUUUGGGACCAAGGCUAAAGAGCCUGCAACCAGGCUGGCAGAAAUAAAUACAGAUUGCUUUUUUGAAGCCACUAACCCAGCACCAUUUCAGACUUCCAGCAAUGAAGACUGGUGGAAGAUUUCAUUCUUGUAGACCUUAAAUUCGCAGGAGCAGUAUUACAGCAUGAUACACAAGUACAAACACAGAGGCAACAGCAUCAGAUUCGGGGAAGGAGAUCAGAAACCCCCUGUUUUAGGAUUUGUGGAUGAAGAAAGCGCAAGUGAAUCACGGUUUUAAUGAAACAAAUCCUUUGCAACCCUGGCAGUCUUUUAACCCUACUGAUAUAAUAAGAGUCUUAUUCUGCGCUCUUAUUGAAAUCUAUGCAAAUUGUAUGUAGAAGCUGAUAGUCGUAACCCUCAGCAGAUUUGUUUUUAAAUACACUUUAUUACUUUUGCUUAAGUACAUUUAAAUAAAUAGAUCUGUCAUGA